AUGGAUUUUUUGGCGAAAGUAGAUGACGAAGAACUUCAAUGUUCUUUUCUCCAGACCCGACGAAGAAGAUCUGCUAGACAUAGUCUUCUCCCCACUAUAUCCAGUUAUGCCUCUCCCAAUGUAUCAAUUAUCUGCCAUAGCCCUCGGCCUUCCACAGUGAAGUUAUCCAGAAGAGCCAGUCUUCAAAUAAAUUUGAUUCGGACGGAUUUGUCCAAGGAAUUCAGUGACAAAGUCAUUAUGUCUUCUGCUAUUUGCGACUCUCCUACUCAAUGCGGCGACAAAAGCUCCAUGCAGACCUCGGGAAUAGCUGAGGGGUCAAAAACGUCUGAUUCUAAACCUUUGAAUAUCGAUAAUUCUCCUCAGCCUGCGGCGAAAAGGCUACGAUCUGAUCCUAUUACGCCUGAGGAGAAGGAAAGCCGUAUACAGGUUUAUAGUUUUUCACAAAUAUGA
Protopolystoma xenopodis is the source of this 450-nucleotide messenger RNA. The record is from the annotation of a GenBank genome assembly. Lineage: Eukaryota; Metazoa; Platyhelminthes; Monogenea; Polystomatidea; Polystomatidae.